GAUUAUCAUUAUCCGCGUUGAAGGAAACGGUGGAUUGUGGGCGUCUGUUCUCAUUGCUUUUCGUCCAAGCAAGGAGAGAGAAGGAAAGAAAGGAAAGAUUACACCACCGACUUAGACUACCGCCUGUAAACUCAAGGGUCUUUAUUAACGUCGUCAAAUGGCUUCUUGAAACUGUUCCUCUCGCCGAGUUAGGGUUUCUUCUUCCUUUUCGCUCGGACACAAAACCCUUCCUACGCAGAGAGAAACCAUAAGAGAAAGAUAGAAAGGAAAUCUCGGUUUGUUUAUUUUGUCAUAUCGACAGGAACAAGGCUCCUCAAGACCUGUAGCAUAAAUAAAGAAUUGGCUUUUCUUUGUGAAUUUCUUUUAUGAUUGUAAAGACGAGGAAGAUGCAGAAGAUGAACAUGUACAGGACGAAUGGAGCAGAGGUACUCAAGGAUGUAAAAUAAAAGAGGAAACAUCUUUUCUUCUGUGAAUUUUGUUACUGUUAAGAUGAAUAUGUACAGGAUUACGCUGUAGAUGUUUUUCAAUUUAAUAUAGGUGAGCAGGAAGUAUACCAUCUUAUAUGACAAAUAACAUAUAGCUGAACUCAAACCUGAAUAUUAAAGGGGUUUGCUAGUUGACCUAAAUGGGACAGUUUCUUGGGAACAAUUGGAGCCUACUUGUUAGGUAAUUUUGACUUGGAACUUUUUGCUUAAACUUGUUGAUAGGAUUGAUCUAGUAGGCAAAAAUGGAAUCAAGAAUCGCAAAGGUAUUGGAUAGAAAAACUCGUGGAGUUGUGCUUGGCAUCAAAAGAAAGCGGGCAGAGAGAUAUGCAGCAUAUUUUGCAAGAGCUUCCUGCACAGAGAUAUCGCACCGGUCUACUUCAAAUUUGUCUGGCAAUAAGGUUGAAAAGAGAAGAAAAUUAGACAGAUGCAAGAGCAAGCCCAGCAGCUGUGGGAAUUCUUUAAAAAGAUCUUUAGUCCAACGCUAUUCAAAAUUUAUGAAGGCAAGUAUCCCACAGCGUAUAAUGUUCUACGAGAAUGGUGAAUGGAUUGAUUUUCCUGAGGAUAUCCUUGGCAUGAUUAAGAAAGGUUUUGAAGAAAGAAGGACAGCUGUUGAAGUGGAGCUAAGUGGUCGGCGUGUUAUGCUAGAUUUCUUGCACAUGGUUCGGCUGGAUUUGAAAACAGGAUUGCAGCAACCGAUUGCAUGGAUUGAUGCAGCAGGUGGCUGCUUCUUUCCUGAAGUUUAUGCUGAUGGCAAUGAAGCAUCUGACUCUUGUCUCCAAGAAUAUGGGAAUAGGGAGUUUUAUGGACCCCAUGAGGUCAAGCUGCAACUUGAAAUUGAUUUUAGUGGAUUGGAUCAAAGUGGGGAAUCAAAAGCUUCAGUCAAGCAGAUUCAAGUUGGCGAGAAACUUCCUGGACCUAGGAGGAAGUGCUACUGUGUACGAGAAUGUAAGACUGAUCAAGGAUCAUUUCUAAAGGAGCCUUAUGGAGGCCAUGAGAUCAAGCUGCAUCUUGAAAUUGAUCUUAGUCGAGUUAAUGACACUAAACCAGGGGAGCGUACUGGGGAGUCAAAUGCUUUAGUCAAGCAGAUUCAAGUUGGUCAGAAAUCUACUCAACCUAGUGAUAAGCAGUAUGUUGCAGAGGUUGAGAGUAGCUGUAACCACGAUCCUGAUGCAAAAUUGGAUGAAUCCUUUGAGGAGAACCACCAGAUGAAGGCCAAUUUACUCUCUGGAGUCAAAUCUGCCCAUGAAGAAUUGGAUACUGAUUUUAUUGUGAAUAAGUUCUUUUCCGGCAUUAGCCCUUCUGAUGCGGAGGUACUUGCUGUCCAUCGGUGCUCCAACGUUUCAAUGCAAGCUCGGUUGGAACUUUUCAAGAAGCAGGUUGAAAUUACAAAAAAGUAUCAUGGGGACGCAAAUGUUCGAUAUGCUUGGCUUCCUUCUUCGAAAGAAGCAUUGUCUACAAUAUUGUUGUAUGGGUGUGGAUACUGGGGACUGUCCAAUGCUAAGUUCACAUAUGGCAUUGGCAUCCAUCUUGCUGCUGAAAACUGUUCCUAUGCAAGUGCAAAUUAUUGUGAUGUUGACGAAAAUGGUGUACGAUACAUGGUGUUUUGCCGUGUUAUAAUGGGAAACAUGGAGGUUUUUUCUCCUGGACAAUUCCAUCCUAGUUGUGAAGACUUUGAUAGUGGAGUUGAUGAUCUUGAAAAUCCAAAGCAGUACAUUGUCUGGAACAUGAAUAUGAACACACAUGUUUACCCAGAGUUUGUUGUUAGUUUCAAGCUCUCUUCAAGUGCUGAAGAGAAUCGGGUUGGAGGUGAGAUGAAGCUUGAUGUUUCAGGGGUCACCACUGCUUCUCCACAGUCUCACGCCCAUUUGCUUUUGAAGUCAUCUGCAGUUGAUUUGGGGAGUGGUAAUCGUUCUACCUCAUAUUCUGGGAGAUGUCAGGGAAAGGCUCCCAGUGUAGGUUCUAGUGUUUCCAGGACUCCUAAAUCCCCUUGGAUGCCUUUCCCUAUGUUGUUUGCUGCUAUCUCAAAUAAGGUUCCUCCCAAAGAUAUGGAGCUUAUUUCCUCUAAUUAUGAACUGUUCAGGGAGAAAAAGAUUAGUCGGGAUGAUUUCGUCAGGAAGUUAAGAUUGAUUGUCGGAGAUGCAUUACUGAGGUCUACAAUAACUGCUCUUCAAUGCAAGGUACCAUCAAGGCACGGAUUGGAAACAGCAAAGCAUAACGUGGAAGGUUCAGGUGGGCUUUGAAUGUGAGACAUCUGCUGGUUAUGUGGUGUCCAUGGAUGGUAAAAUCACAUCUUUUUGGAUAACCCAAGACACCAUCAAGUGCGUGCUUUCUAAGAAUGCGUCGACAUAAUGUUGUGAAUAUAAUGUUGCUGGAGUGUGGAGGGCAGAUUUGAUAAAAAUUGAUACAGGAUUUAGCUAAAUAUUUUCUGUUAGGAUUCAUUGAGAACUUGCUGGUUGGUGAAACUGGUUUUAGCUUUUGGAUUUCAGAAACAUGCUAUUGUUCUCCUUUAUGCUAGUUGCUCAUUAGAACAUAGCAAUCCAGCUGUUUUUUUUUUCUUUCUUCUCUCCUCGCCUGAGCUUCAAUGGUUUCGUUAGUGUGGAAUUUGGCCCAGAUUUGCUGUUUUGAAUUAAAGUUCCUCAACGGACUUGGUUUUCUUGUUUUGCUAGAGAGGCUGUAAGCAUGUAACAGGUAGAGAUUGGCUUCAUUGAGGGAGUACAUCAUUGAGCCAAUUGCUCAUGUUUUCAACCGGGUCUAAUAAAAUGAAAUGAUUAUACAGGCUGUGGUUCAAGCCAAAGUUAA
Carica papaya (papaya) is the source of this 3284-nucleotide messenger RNA. Its product is annotated as inactive poly [ADP-ribose] polymerase RCD1-like. The record is from RefSeq and is a predicted model, not a curated record. Lineage: Eukaryota; Viridiplantae; Streptophyta; Magnoliopsida; Brassicales; Caricaceae. Gene Ontology annotation, molecular function: NAD+ poly-ADP-ribosyltransferase activity.